GUAAGUGCCAUCGAUAAUGCUCAAAAAAUGGUUUGAUGAUACAACUCGAAGUUACUAUCUUCUUACAUACCGCAUCACCAGUUAUUAUUGGUUUAAGAUAUGCAAAAAGACAUUUCAGUUCAGCUAAGGGUACAGAAUUGGUCAUUAGAUCUAUCAAAGAAUUUGCCCCACAAAUUGAAAGAUUCGUUUUUACUAGCUCAAUUGUUGCAACCCCUACUGUUGCAGAAGUUACGAAUCCUAGUUCUGUAGGGGGUGAAAGCAUUGGUAAUAGACUACGUAAUGAAUCGACCAAACUACUUCAAACACUUUGGAUUUAGAGCCAAAUCAGGAUAUUCCGCAGUUCAAGGGUCACUUAAUAGACGUUAGAGAUGUGGCUCAAGUUUAUAUCAGAGCGUUUACAUCAUCUGAAGCCCAGAGAAAGAGAUUUCCUUCGGUCAAGAUAUUUCGAUAAUCAACUACUUUUGGAUAUCGUAUACUAAUCAGUAAGUUGAACGAUGAUAUAAACCCUUUUCUAUUAAACAAAUAAUGAUUCUGUGCUACCAACCACUUAAAAAUAAGGGUCAUAACUUUUAAAAGAGUUCUUUCCUCUGGUAUAUUUCAUAUUCCAAAGUUUCUCUCCCUAUCCAACCUGGAUUUGUACUCUUUAUAGUUUCUUUAUAUAGACUUCUACUCUUU
Messenger RNA from Scheffersomyces amazonensis, 675 nucleotides. RefSeq lists its product as uncharacterized. The record is from RefSeq and is a predicted model, not a curated record. The coding region runs from base 36 to 317 and encodes 93 amino acids. NCBI's taxonomy places the organism in Eukaryota, Fungi, Ascomycota, Pichiomycetes, Serinales, Debaryomycetaceae. The transcript has a single exon.